Messenger RNA from Punica granatum (pomegranate), 1457 nucleotides. Lineage: Eukaryota; Viridiplantae; Streptophyta; Magnoliopsida; Myrtales; Lythraceae. The record is from RefSeq and is a predicted model, not a curated record.
UAAGCCCUCUCUCUCUGGCCUCUCGCGUCGAACUUCUCGUCUGCUUCCGUGACUCCUAUCCGGUCGAACUGCUCGCCCGGCGCAGCGCAGACAGAAUGAUUCCUCUCUGAGGCGAUAACGCCAUCCCAAGGAACUUCCCAGCUCCAAUCUGAUCGGUGGUGCUGCAAUAGAGUUGCAAGUCUAAUACAAUAUGCCUGUAUCUGGACUGGCUGGAUGUCCUUCGAGAUGUCUAUCGGUGCCUACUCGAGGCUCCAGGUCCAGGUCUGAUGAAGUCUCAUUCUUUUCGGCUAUAGGACGUGGGUGUGCUCUCGGGAAUUUUGAACCCCUUCGUCUUCAGAGGUUGUCUGAGCUUAGUGUGGUUUUUAGGAGCAAUGGGGCAGUUUCAAGAUACAGAUGCAGUAGACAACGAGACUAUUCGAUCAAGUGUGCGAUGGAUGCAUCUUAUGGUGAUUUUACUAAUGAAUCAGCAGGCUCUAAUGUCUUUCCUAGGAUUAACGUACGGGACCCAUAUAAGAGGCUGGGAAUCAGCAGAGAGGCUUCUGAGGAUGAAAUCCAAGCUGCAAGGAAUUUCUUGGUACAGAAGUAUGCUGGGCACAAACCCAGUCUCGAUGCAAUUGAAUCAGCCCAUGAUAAAAUAAUCAUGCAGAAGUUCUAUGAAAGGAAGAACCCAAAAAUCAAUGUCAAGAAAAAGGUCAGAGAAGUUACUCAAUCCCGUUAUGUGCAGGCCGUGAUGAGUAGAUUUCAGACUCCAUCCUCGAAGUUCAUUAUAAAAACAUCCAUAGCAUUUCUAGUUCUUGGAGUUCUGACUGUUCUAUUUCCUACGGAAGAAGGCCCCACUCUUCAGGUAGCCCUAUCUCUGAUAGCUACCAUAUAUUUCAUGCAUGAUCGACUAAUGAGCAAAUGGCGAGCUCUAUUCUACAGUGCUGGAGCUUUCAUCACCUCGUGGUUGCUGGGGACCUUCUUGAUGGUUUCUGUGAUUCCACCAAUGUUCAAGGGUCUGAGGGGCUUCGAAGUGACGACUUCAUUGAUAACCUAUAUUCUCCUCUGGGCUGCCUCUACUUAUCUAAAGUAAGAAACCUUUUCAUCACCUCACCAGAGAUCCCAAUUUUGACAAAGCAGAUGGUGUCAGAUAGAUUUCUCCUGGUCAUGGUUCUCAACCAAGUUAGUUUACGCUGAGGCCUUCCACAGAAACCGUAACCGGUAUCUUCUCGCUGUUGUAUGUUCCUGCGCUGUUUGAUGGACCUGUUGAUUUAGACUUUAGAGUGGAAAGAUUUUUGGAAGAAUUGAUCUGGAAAUUUUCACAGAGGUGUUGGCACUUCGGAAGACGGAUAAUUGUUUCAAUACUUAGUAUAAAAGUAUCCUUUCUCACCUCCUGACUCUUGUUCACUACUCUAGAUCUUGUGCUGUAGAUGUUUUAAGUUUUCUGGUUUUUCCCUAAAAUUCGGGAGAUUUGCUAA